This is a messenger RNA of Parathielavia appendiculata, 1309 nucleotides long. Its product is annotated as Aldo/keto reductase. Gene Ontology annotation, cellular component: cytoplasm. The record is from RefSeq and is a predicted model, not a curated record. Bases 1 to 975 code for a protein of 324 amino acids. The transcript is spliced from 3 exons. NCBI's taxonomy places the organism in Eukaryota, Fungi, Ascomycota, Sordariomycetes, Sordariales, Chaetomiaceae.
AUGCCUCAGAUCAACGGACAGGAAGUUGGCGCCACUGGCUAUGGCCUCAUGGGCUUGACCUGGCGCCCGAACCCAAUUCCCAAUGACCAAGCCUUCGAGGCCAUGCGGGCUGCCCUCAAGAACGGCAUGAACUUCUGGAACGGCGGCGAGUUCUACGGCACCCCCGAGUGCAACUCACUGACGCUCCUUGAGAGCUACUUCGCCAAAUACCCCGAGGACGCCGACAAGGUGGUCCUGAGCAUCAAAGGCGCCCUCGGCCCCAAGGGGCCCGAUGGCUCGCCCGAGGGCAUCCGGCGCUCCAUCGACAGUUGUCUCAAGCAGCUCAAUGGCCGCAAGAAGCUCGACAUCUUUGAAUGCGCCCGCCGUGACCCUACCGUGGCCAUGGAGGUAACGUUCCGCGCCAUGCAGGAGUACAUUGACCGGGGCCUUCUGGGCGGCAUCUCGCUCAGCGAGGUGGCCGCGUCGACCAUCCACGAGGCCGUCAAGCACGUCAAGAUUGUCGCCGUCGAGGUCGAGUUGAGCAUCUUCAGUCCGGACGUGCUGACCAAUGGGGUGGCUGCCGCGUGCGCGCAGUACGGCAUCCCAAUGGUGGCGUAUUCGCCCAUCGGGCGCGGUCUCCUCGGAGGCAACCUCAGGUCCCAAGCGGACAUCCCCCCACUCCUCCAGCACUUCCCGCGCUUCUCCCCGGAGAACUUCCCCAACAAUCUCGAGCUCUUCAACAAGGUCAACGACCUAGCCAAGCAAAAAGGCUGCACGCCCGCGCAGUUGGCCCUCGCCUGGACGCGCUGCCUGUCGCGGCGGCCGGGGAUGCCGACCAUCAUCCCGAUCCCGGGUUCGACCAACCCCUCGCGCGUGGCCGAGAACGCCGUCGAGGUCGACUUGACCGACGCCGAGAUGGAGGCCAUUGAUGACAUCCUGGCCAAGUUUGAGGUGAAAGGGGAGAGGUACCCGGAGCAUGUCACCACAAACACCUAAGGUAAGGCGUUUGUGAAGCCAGAUGUGGGGGCGGGGUGAUUUUCAUAGCUAGAUAAUAUAUGUGAUAUAUAUACCUCUGCGUCUUGUCAGUUACCUGGCUGCACCUUUGUCACGGGCAACAAGUGCCGGCGCGUGUGAAAACGAAAAGUUGGCCCUCAGGAAAUGGAAUGUGAAAACUGUCCACAUGGAGCCUCGGCGAGGCGCUUGAGAAUUGCAGAAUUCAUGGAAGAAUCAUUCAUCAUAGGCCCGAUGAAAAAGGGAAACCAAGGAUCAACUUACACGUCAUUGUCAAGCACCUCUAUCCCGCGUUCAGCGGCCGGAUAUCCAAUCUACC